This is a messenger RNA of Fonsecaea monophora, 2901 nucleotides long. RefSeq lists its product as hypothetical. The transcript has 2 exons. NCBI's taxonomy places the organism in Eukaryota, Fungi, Ascomycota, Eurotiomycetes, Chaetothyriales, Herpotrichiellaceae. Gene Ontology annotation, molecular function: phosphatidylinositol binding. The coding region runs from base 1 to 2901 and encodes 966 amino acids. The record is from RefSeq and is a predicted model, not a curated record.
AUGUCUACCCACGAUGUUGUCGCAAACGUGCAAGAGAAAUCUGCGGACAAACCUGCGGUCGUCUCCGAGUCCAAUGGCGAUAUCAAAGUCCCCAAGAUCAGUGUCGAUGCUCCGGCCUCACCAGGCGACUCGACACCGCCGGCGGGACAACUCUUGACGGGCAAACAAGAGCACUAUCUUAAACGAGAACUCAUCUCCCGCCAGGUCUCGGAAGAGAUCACCGAAUUGAGCAGUCCGACAGCCCUUCAACGCUUUGGUGCUCCUUUCCGUUCACAAUAUGGCGAAGUCUCCCCCAUGGACUCUGAGUUGCCAAUCCUGCGGUAUAUCUUUGUCAAUCACGUCCGCAAUUUCCCCUUCCUCGACCAGGCGAAAGAGAAGGAAUUUUGGCAGGACAAGUUGCAGACGUUCCUUGAGUCCUUUGCCAGCAAAUACAUCUCUUCAUCGGAAGACAGGCUGGAAGAAACCAAAAGGAGGAAGUUGGCAAGGAAGUCCGAAAAGUUGGUGGAGCUGAUGAUGGUUUCUGGUGUACCCACGGCCUCUGGUUAUGAAGAGAGAAUACGUUUCGCCGAGAUGGAAGUUGUGGAGCGUGGCGCGAAUGAACAAGGCCUGGUUGUGAAUAUUCCAGAAGGAAACUACAUCAACAAUUGGGAUAUCAAUGUGGCUGGUGUGAGGAUCACCUCAGUCAAGCGAACCGUUCGCUAUCAUCAGCACGCCGAGUUCCUGAUACGAGUCAAAAGACCCGACCAGCCAGAAAUAUACAUCGGAAGACGGUACGGUGAUUUCGUAAAGCUUCACAAAAGGCUUCGGACUGAGAUGCCGGGUAAGAUUCUCCCACCUUUACCAAGGAAGAACAAAUCCUCUACGUUCACGUCUGUUUUGCCGUCAGGUGAUGACGAUACUUCAUCGGUGUCUUCUGUCUCUACUGGAGUCAGUGUAGAGGAUUCUGGGAGGAAUCUUCUCGUUCACCGACGUUUGAAGUCAUCCAACUCCUUGAGUCCUAAUCUCGGGUCCGGCUCACCCAAGUCAUCAGCAACCCCGAGGAGUCUCUCCAGAGAAAGAGGAACCAGCCCAAGCCCGCAGACUGUUCGCCUACAUCGAGAAGAUCAAAGAGUCUCACUGCGAGCUUUCUUGAGGACUCUCUUGCAAAACCCCAAUAUUGCACAGUCGAAAUCAAUGACUGAUUUCCUGACUCUUCAACCUAUCAGUCUCAACGAAGAGGAACUAGAAGACAUCGAACGACGAAAAGAGAUGGACGCAAGGCGGUUGGAAGAGCAGAGGAAGUUCUACGAUAUCGCCAGGAAACGAGCGGCAGAGCUUGACACCUACAUGGAGAAAUUCCGAAGAAAUAUCGUCGAGGCUAAUGGCUUGACCAAACUAUUCGCUGAGAUACGAAGCAAAGACAAGCUUGCAGAUUUAAGCCCCGAGUAUCAAAAAUUCGCAGAAUGGCUCAGGAUAGAAGUGGCAGCCACCAUCUACCAUCUAUUCCUGGCAGAAGAUAACUCCCCCGAGUUGUUUGCCCAGGCGAAACGAAUACAUUCUCUGGUGCCGUAUACGGUACUGAAGAACGUGAUUCGAAUAGCAAACCCUGCAGCAGUCAUGUCUGGUGUCCUGGAUCUCUUUCUGGCACAACCCUUCGGCGCAAGAUCACUAUUACAACGAAUUUUUGCCCAGACCCUGGCAGAUGGAAUCCGACAGUUCCAGAGAUCUAUCGAUGGUGUCGCCGGACAAGUGGGAGACCCAGUCUUGGUCAACAAAAUCAAAGCAUUCGUCGACAGUCCCGAAGAAACCAAGAACCUCCUCCGAGCAGAGGCGGAGACAGAACAAAUUGACCUUGUCGUGGCGAUUCUCAGGUCAGAACAAUUCGAACCUGAACUUACGCCGCCACAGAUUCAACGGGUCUACAACGCAUGGGUAGCGUGGAACAGUGCAGUGGAAAACGAAGACGAAGAACUUAAACAAGGGGCUGAAAUGUUCUCACACCUCAAGCAGCUUCUCAAGUUAAUGACUCGGCAACGUGACAAGGCCAUGAUGGCAGCUAUGAUCGAGGAGCCUAAUACUCUCCAGCUGUUCCGUGAUCUAUUCACCAUAUUCUACGAACCUUUAAUCCGGGUGUACAAAUCUGCAAAUGUUUACAACUCCAUCACGGACUUUGCGCGCUUCGCCGACGACGCCAUCAAAACGGUCGAAAUCGCACAGAGGCAAGACGUGUCAGCCGACCCAAAUCAGACUGUUCAGUCCUUCAUCGAUCUUUGUGCUAGACACGAAGAUAACUUGUAUAAAUUCAUCCACGAAGUUCAUACUCAUGAUAACGGCCUCUUUACCGCCUUGAUGGGCUGGAUUGAGGGCAUCCUCGAGUUCCUCCGGAAAGGCCCCAGGAGCGGCGGGAAACUGGAUAUGAAUGCGAUCUUGCAAGGGGCGCUAGACAUGGGGGCGGUGGACAGGGAGAUCAUAAUCACAGAGGUCGAUGAGUUGAUCAAGUGGCAGGAGGCGCGAAAGAAAUGGCAUAGCGAUAAGACGAGGCAGAAAAUGGCCGCCGAGGGAACAGGGUCUGCCAAUUCUUCAGAAGCAGCCACGGGGAUGCCGGGGGCCAACUUCCGGAGUAGCGAUUUCGGAUUGCAUGAGGUUGCCGCCUCUGAUACUGGAUUUAUGCUGACGAUUUUGGUAACGUUGCAGGGCGAUCUAAUGGACCUCAGCAUUUCCGACGAAGAGGAUGACCUUGACUCUGAAGAAGAAGAUGCAGAAGACGAUCUCGACCCUCUCUCGGCUGAACGUCGUCGCCGUAGAAAGGCACAAGACAGGCUGAGAAGGAGCGCCGGCGAGCCUGUCAAGCCGGAGGUCAGCGAGGUGCUGAAGCUACGCGAGUCAUUUGUGGCAAUGCUGAGAGCUGUUCUGAGUGAUUAA